AUGUCCUACGCAUCUGUCGCUUCGCAUAACAUUCCCUUUGGGGAGAUGCCCAAGCCCGAUCCACAUCUCGCAGACGGUGCUACUUCCAGCAGCAGUGACAGCAAUAGUCAUCCAACGUUUGAUUCCAAGAUCAACGUCCUUCCACCGGGAUCAGAUCCAAAUCACCCAGACUACCACCCUACUGGUCAAGCUCCCCCUGAACCAGUGACUCUCCAUCCGGCAGACUCGUAUCAACCUCACACUUCCGACUCGGCUCCUACUCCUCUACCUGCACCUCACAAGAAAGAUAUCAACAUGCCCGAAUCAGGUGAAAGCUGGCAAAACAAGGGAAAGAAGAUGGGACGAAAGGCCGGAGACGAACUCGACCACGCCGAAGGUGCCGCCGCUCAAUACUGGGAGAAGACCAAGGACGUCGUUCUCCGACCUGGAACCCUUGGAGGAUUGAUGGGAGUCGUCAACGUCGGUAUUCUCGGAACCCUCGGAUACUACGCCUAUACCCGCAGAGACCAGCCUUGGGACAGACGGAUUGUCGGAGGAGCCGUCGCUGGAACUUUGGCCCUCUUCGGAGCUGAGGGAUACGUUGCCGAUUCUUACCUCGACACUGCCGAGGGCCGAGCUGAGGCUGAGCGAGCCAAGAGAGAAGGAUCUCGAGCCUACCUCCGGGCCAAGGAAGUCAUUCUCCGACCUGGUGUCUUUGGUGGUCUUGCUGGAAUCUUGAACCUCGGUGUCCUCGGAACUCUCGGAUACUACGCCUAUGAGAACUGGCACAGACACUGGGAUCGACGAACGCUGUCUUACAUUGCCGUCGGACUCUUGACCCUCAGUGGGUUGGAAGGAUGGGCCGGAAAGGAGUACGCCGACCACGAGCUCCCCAAGCGACAGUAG
Messenger RNA from Kockovaella imperatae, 885 nucleotides. RefSeq lists its product as hypothetical. The coding region runs from base 1 to 885 and encodes 294 amino acids. The record is from RefSeq and is a predicted model, not a curated record. NCBI's taxonomy places the organism in Eukaryota, Fungi, Basidiomycota, Tremellomycetes, Tremellales, Cuniculitremaceae. The transcript is spliced from 8 exons.